Fimicolochytrium jonesii is the source of this 1986-nucleotide messenger RNA. RefSeq names its product tRNA A64-2'-O-ribosylphosphate transferase. The transcript is spliced from 8 exons. Lineage: Eukaryota; Fungi; Chytridiomycota; Chytridiomycetes; Spizellomycetales; Powellomycetaceae. Gene Ontology annotation, molecular function: tRNA adenosine(64)-2'-O-ribosylphosphate transferase activity. Gene Ontology annotation, cellular component: cytoplasm. Bases 78 to 1541 code for a protein of 487 amino acids. The record is from RefSeq and is a predicted model, not a curated record. Gene Ontology annotation, biological process: charged-tRNA amino acid modification.
UGGGACUUUUCAUCGAGGUCAAAAGCUCGCUCAAAUUCAAGCCCCUCGGCAAUUGGAGAACGUCGCCGGAAGCAACAAUGUCAUGCAAAGAACGGGAAGCAAUACGGAGGGAGUCUCGCAACAUUCACAACCGCCUACGCUCCAUUGGAAAGGACUCUGAAUUCGUGACGAAAGUUGCCGACCACUUCAGGACUUUGCCUCUUAUCGCGAACGAGCGCUGUGGCAGCUGGUACGUUGACCCUAAGAAGGCUUACCCACAUAGCGUCUACUUCAAGUCCACGGACGGCCAUUUUGGAAACUGGGAUUUUAACUUGCGGAGGCUGAACUACCAUAUCAUCAAAACAAUUGCACAGCGUGGAGGAUGCAUCAUAGUUGACUCAACGCGGAACGGCAAGCGAAUACCCGACAGUCUAGCCAAAACCGUACCGAUAUGGUGCGCCGUCAUCAAUGGAGCUGUUGCAAGGCAUCGACAGAAAGCUGCACCGCAUGAUGCGAUCGCGAACGGGACAGACGACGAAAAGGAGAACCUGGCGGGUGAUCAGUCGGGAUUGCUGUGGGAUACGGCGUUCCAUUCCAUACCCUCGAUUGUGUCGAGGUCGGAGUCGCAACAGAUCAGUCAAAAGCUGCCGCCGUUCGUGGAUAAGUUGCUGGCAUCAUCAGUAAACGUCCCCGAACUCUCCCUUCACCUUCACAAACCCCUCCGGCCCCUCUGGAUUACCCCCACAACCAACCUCGCCCUCGGCUUCGACUGGGCCGGUUCCCCCGACGCACUACACGACCUGCCCUUCUACCCCGUCAUCCUCCUCAGCGCCUCCCAAGCCGUUCCGGACGGCAUGGACAGACGGGUUGGGUACACCUAUGUCCAAGGAUCUGCCGACGAUCACGAGUUAUGGGGGCGGGGCUUGGAACCUGAGAUGUUCUGGGCUCACCGGGAAGAAUUACUGGAUGCGACGGAUGAUGCUACAUGUGAACAGCUCGUCCAACGGAUCGUCAGAGACUCUCACCUCCUUUCCACCCCCUUGUCAACCGGAAAAGCCCCGCCUUCAAACUUAUUGGGGGAUACAAACAUCAGCAUCGGCAACCACGCCAGCGGCCGCCCACCAGACUGUUUCCGUUUCUUUGACGUCGUUAUCAAUUGCGGGUCGCCUGAACACCCUCCCGAGCUCUUGGACAAGGCUGCCGAGGAGGGCAAGUACCUGUUCCUGCCUAUCCCGGAGGGGAAGAAGGGGCAGCAUGCGCUGUUUAGUUGUUUGCCGAUGGUGUUGGCGUUUGUUAAGGGGCCGUUGAGGGAGAGGAAGAGGGUCUUGGUGCAUUGUAUGCAGGGAAAGGAUCGCUCCGUCGGGAUCGCGCUGGCGAUGCUCGUCAGAUACAUGGAUGAUGAAGGUCACAUCAAUGUCGAUGCGGAUGAGACGUCCGAAGUAACAAAAGACCUAAUCCAAAACCGCCUCCUAUUCAUCCAAUCCCAUCGGAUCGUCGCCUCACCAACAAGGGCAACUCUACAGAAGGUGAAAACCUACUUUAUGAGUGCCGAGUAUAAGUAGGCACGGGAGCGUACCACUGUUUUUUUUUGGGCAGUCGUCAUUUGAAGCUAUUAGCGUAUCCGACAGCAUUAGACAAUCAUUUUCCCUAUAAUAGACAUUCGAGCCUGUAAGCUCCUCUUCCUCUGUUCGGCGUAGAUAGCCAACCAAAUCGCGUAUGUAUGUACACAUGGCACCCUAUAAGCAGAACAAAGCCAUAUCUAUAUAACAUGCUUUUCCAAAAUUCAAUGUAGUGGAUGGGGGAUACUUAUACGAAAACACCAGAGACAAAACUAUUGUAACCCGGAUCUAAUCUCUCGAGACCUCGCAAAAGAACCUUGCUCCAGCGGAAAACCUAUGCUCCAGUCACACCGUCCUCCGCAAAGGGGGCCUACUCGCGAUCCCGCACGAGACCCAUCGGACGCACAAUAUACGCCAAUCCGCACAAUCACCCAAUCUCCCUCCCAAC